CGGCCUAAACACGGCAGAAGAAGGGGAGAAGAAAACACAAAGAAAAACCCAAAACAAGUAAAAACGCUGCCAGAAAAAGAAAAGAAAAUCCUCCUAGAUCUUUGGUUUUAGCAGAAGCUAAAAAGGGUUUCUUCAGUUUUCUUUCCAUAUCUCUUCCCACCGAUUUCUCAGCCGAAAAUCGGACUGUUGAAGGGUCCAAAAGCUUAUUGCGGCUUCUGGGUUUUCUUGGGUGUUUUUGCUUCUUGAAGACGUUUUCUGAAAAGUAGAAGUUGUACCGAAGACAACCCAGGAGGAAAAAGUUCGUUUCGGUUGUUGGGUUUGAUCUUGAACGGAGGUUCAAGAGAAGUGGGCCCAAGAAGAGGAAAGGAAUUGCAAAUUAGGAAAAUCAGUGUGUACUUGGAUCUCUGGUGGCUGAGCUGUUCUUGGCUUUGAAAGAAUCGGAAGCCGAGGUUUCCGAUUCGGAUUAAGCCAAUCAAGAUGGCUAGCUCAGUCAGUUUAGGCAAUGGAUCUCUUGUUUGGGUGGAGGAUCUUGAUGCAGCUUGGAUAGAUGGGGAAAUUGUUGAAGUCAAAGGUGAAGAGAUCAGGGUUCUUUGUACUUCAGGGAAGACAGUUGUUGUCAAGGCUUCUAAUGUCUAUCCCAAGGAUUCUGAAGCACCACCAUGUGGAGUUGAUGAUAUGACAAAGCUGGCCUAUUUGCACGAACCAGGAGUUCUACAAAAUUUAAAAUCCAGAUAUGAUAUAAAUGAAAUAUAUACGUACACAGGAAGUAUUUUAAUCGCUGUGAACCCUUUUAGAAGAUUACCACAUUUGUAUGAUAGCCAUAUGAUGGCACAGUAUAAGGGGGCAGCUUUUGGUGAACUGAGUCCGCAUCCUUUUGCUGUUGCAGAUGCUGCAUACAGACAGAUGAUUAAUGAGGGAAUAAGUCAGUCAAUUUUGGUUAGUGGUGAAAGUGGUGCUGGUAAAACAGAAAGCACGAAGCAGCUUAUGCGCUAUCUGGCUUACAUGGGAGGAAGAGCUGCAGCUGAGGGAAGGACUGUUGAGCAGAAAGUCCUGGAGUCCAAUCCUGUUCUAGAAGCAUUUGGUAAUGCAAAAACCGUCAGAAACAAUAACUCAAGUCGUUUUGGUAAGUUUGUGGAGAUUCAAUUUGACAAGAAUGGAAGGAUUUCUGGAGCUGCUAUCAGAACUUAUCUGCUUGAGAGAUCUCGUGUUUGCCAAGUGUCUGAUCCUGAGAGAAAUUACCAUUGUUUCUACAUGCUUUGUGCUGCACCACCGGAGGAUAUUAAAAGAUACAAAAUGGCAAAUCCAAGAUCAUUUCAUUAUCUAAAUCAAACAAAUUGCUACGAGUUAGAUGGGAUUGAUGAUGCUAAAGAUUACAUCGCAACAAGGAGUGCGAUGGAUGUCGUUGGAAUAAGUCCUGAGGAGCAGGAUGGAAUUUUUCGAGUUGUGGCUGCAAUUCUGCAUUUGGGAAAUAUUGAUUUUGUGAAGGGGAAGGAAAUGGACUCGUCUAUGCCCAAAGAUGAAAAAUCUUGGUUCCAUCUGAGAACUGCUGCAGAGUUGUUCAUGUGUGAUCCGAAAGCCUUAGAGGAUUCCCUUUGCAAACGCGUAAUUGUAACUCGCGAUGAAACCAUCACGAAAUGGCUGGAUCCAGAAGCAGCAGCUGUCAGUAGAGAUGCAUUGGCGAAAGUUGUUUACUCAAGGCUGUUUGACUGGCUUGUGGAUAAGAUUAAUUGUUCAAUUGGUCAAGACCCAAACUCAAAGUCUCUAAUUGGAGUGUUGGAUAUCUAUGGAUUUGAGAGUUUCAAGACAAACAGCUUUGAGCAAUUUUGCAUCAAUUUAACAAAUGAGAAGCUUCAGCAACACUUCAAUCAGCACGUUUUCAAAAUGGAGCAAGAAGAAUAUACCAAAGAAGAAAUUAAUUGGAGCUACAUCGAAUUCAUUGAUAACCAAGACGUCUUAGACCUCAUUGAAAAGAAACCUGGUGGCAUAAUAUCUCUUCUGGAUGAAGCUUGUAUGUUCCCAAGAUCAACUUAUGAAACCUUUGCCAACAAGCUGUACCAGACAUUCACAAACCACAAACGUUUCACUAAGCCAAAGUUAUCACGGUCUGAUUUCACUAUUUGUCACUAUGCUGGGGAUGUUACCUACCAAACGGAAUUGUUUCUGGACAAAAACAAAGAUUAUGUUAUUGCCGAACAUCAAGCGCUCCUGAAUGAUUCCAAAUGUUCCUUCGUGUCGGGUUUGUUUCCACCUUCAACUGAGGAGUCCUCUAAGCAAUCAAAGUUCUCUUCAAUAGGUGCACGGUUCAAGCAACAAUUACAAGCGUUGCUUGAAACUCUUAGUUCAAGUGAACCUCAUUAUAUUCGGUGUGUGAAGCCCAAUAAUCUUCUUAAGCCAGCUAUUUUUGAGAAUAGCAAUGUUCUACAACAACUACGCUGUGGGGGGGUCAUGGAGGCAAUCCGGAUAAGUUGCGCGGGUUAUCCUACAAGAAAACCUUUCCUUGAAUUUGUAGAUCGAUUUGGUAUCCUUGCACCUGAAGUUUUGGACGGAAGUACGGAUGAGGUUGCUGCUUGCAAAAGGCUUCUUGAGAAAGUGGGAAUGGAAGGGUAUCAGAUCGGUAAGACAAAGGUGUUUCUACGGGCUGGUCAGAUGGCGGAACUGGAUGCCAGAAGAACUGAGGUCUUAGGAAGAUCAGCAAGCAUUAUUCAGAGGAAAAUCCGUUCUUACAUGGCCCGCAAAAGUUUCUUCUUGCUCCGUCUGUCUGCAAUACGAAUUCAAUCAGUGUGCAGAGGAGAACUUGCUCGUCAAGUUUAUGAGAACAUGAGGAGAGAAGCUUCUUGCCUGAGAAUUCAAAGAGAUUAUCGUAUGCAUCUUGCAAGGAAAGUGUACAAUGAGUUGUGCUACUCUGCUGUUUCUAUUCAGACUGGUAUGCGUGGGAUGACUGCUCGUAAUGAGCUUCGCUUCAGAAGGCAGACAAAGGCUGCUAUUAUUAUUCAGAGUCACUGUCGCAAGUACUUGGCUUGGUUGCACUAUAUGAAAUUGAAGAAAGCUGCAAUCACCACACAGUGUGCAUGGAGGGGAAAAGUUGCUAGAAGUGAACUGCGGAAGCUUAAGAUGGCUGCAAGGGAAACCGGUGCUCUCCAAGCUGCCAAAAACAAACUUGAGAAGCAAGUUGAAGAACUAACAUGGCGAUUGCAGCUGGAGAAACGCAUGAGAGCUGACGUGGAAGAAGCCAAAACCCAAGAAAAUGCAAAAUUGCAAUCUGCUUUGCAAGAGAUGCAACUCCAGUUCAAAGAAACUAAAGAAACUCUUAUGAAGGAACGUGAGGCUUCCAAAAAGGCAGCGGAGCAAAUCCCUGUCAUACAGGAGGUUCCAGUCGUUGACCAUUCAUUGAUGGAUAAGAUUACUGCUGAAAAUGAGAAACUUAAGGCCUUGGUUAGUUCCUUAGAGAAGAAAAUCGAUGAAACAGAGAAAAAAUAUGAGGAGACGAACAAACUUAGUGAGGAGAGAUUGAAGCAGGCUUUGGAGGCAGAAUCAAAGAUAAUUCAUCUGAAGACUAAUAUGCAAAGGCUUGAAGAAAAAAUGUUCGAGAUGGAAUCUGAGGGCCAAAUUCUUCGGCAGCAAUCUUUGCUUAGCACACCUGCUACACGCUCGUCAGCACUUCCACCAACUCCACCUACCAAAGUAAGUAACUUGGAGAAUGGUUACAAUUCCAAUGAAGAGAAUAGAGCCAAUGAACCACAAAGUGUCACACCUGCUAAGAAGUAUGGAACAGAAUCCGAUAGCAAGUUUAGAAGAUCCAUCCUUGAUCGUCAGCAUGAGAGUGUUGAUGCACUUAUCAACUGCAUUAUGAAGGAUGUUGGGUUCAGCCAAGGCAAGCCUGUUGCAGCAUUUACCAUUUACAAAUGCCUUCUCCAUUGGAAAUCUUUUGAGGCGGAAAGGACUAGCGUGUUUGAUCGUCUCAUUCAGAUGUUUGGUUCAGCUAUUGAGGAUCAAGAGGACAAUGAACACAUGGCAUACUGGCUAUCAAAUACCUCUUCAUUGUUGUUUUUGCUCCAAAGUAGUUUAAAAGGUGCUGGUUCAUCUGGGGCAUCUUCACAUCGAAAGCCACCUGCUCCUACGUCACUGUUUGGAAGGAUGACAAUGGGAUUUCGGUCUUCUCCCUCUUCUGCGAGUCUUGCUGCACCUCCACUUGAAAUAGUACGCCAAGUUGAUGCCAAAUACCCAGCUCUGCUUUUCAAGCAACAGCUCACAGCUUAUGUGGAGAAAAUCUAUGGAAUCGUUCGAGACAACUUGAAGAAAGAGUUGGCAUCACUGCUUUCCUUGUGUAUUCAGGCACCAAGAACAUCCAAGGGAAGUGCCCUAAGAUCUGGGAGGUCCUUUGGCAAAGAUUCCCCUGCAAAUCACUGGCAGAGCAUUAUUGAAUGUCUCAACUCGCUUCUCUGUACAUUGAAAGAAAAUUUUGUUCCUCCGGUUCUUGUUCAAAAGAUCUAUAGUCAGACAUUUUCGUAUAUUAAUGUCCAACUCUUCAAUAGCCUUCUUCUACGUCGCGAGUGUUGUACUUUCAGCAAUGGGGAAUAUGUCAAAGCUGGGUUGGCAGAAUUGGAGCUUUGGUGCUGCCAGGCAAAAGAUGAGUAUGCAGGGUCAGCUUGGGAUGAGCUUAAGCACAUCAGACAAGCUGUUGGGUUCUUGGUUAUACAUCAGAAGUAUAGAAUUUCCUACGAUGAAAUUACCAACGAUCUUUGCCCUAUUUUGAGUGUCCAGCAACUAUAUAGAAUAUGCACAUUGUACUGGGAUGACAACUAUAACACUCGAAGUGUAUCUCCAGAUGUCAUUUCAAGCAUGAGGGUACUAAUGACAGAAGACUCGAACAGUGCUGUCAGCAGUUCCUUUUUGUUGGAUGACAAUUCCAGCAUUCCGUUUUCGGUUGACGACCUCUCAAAGUCAUUGCAAGAGAAGGACUUUUCUGAUGUCAAAGCCGCCACGGAACUUAUUGAGAAUCCUGCCUUCCAGUUUUUAGAUGAGUGAGGCUCAGGAAUUUCAAGCAUGGUUUCUCCUAUUCUGCUGUAAUAGGCGCGCCGGUUAAUUACAACUACUUGGAAAAGUACAUGGUGUUUGUAAAUCCAUUUGUUUGUUAUUUUAAUUUUCCUCAUAGUGUUUCUCUAUUGAUUCAUUUUUCUCCACAUCCCUGCCCAUUUUGUAAAAUUAGUUUUUGCAUUUAGAUUUGUACAAUAUCUAUAGUAAAACUGGCAGAGGAUUAUAUCUUUUCCAUCAUGGGGAACCUGGGGAAGUUCCUCUUUUUUCCCCUCUUUUUCUGGGAAUUGUUUGAUUCUUCUUCCAAUAGGGGGCAUCAUUGUUUUUAGAGAGUUCAGGAGAAAUUUUUUUCUACUCCUAUGAUAGUGAUUUGGUGAUCUUACAGUUUUGUUAUCUUUUCAAGCAAACAGAUCAUAUGAAACAUGUAUUUAUUUGGUGAUUGUGUUUUUGUACUCGGAUCCCUCGUAAUGGAAUUUAUCGAUUGAACAUGUUGAUUAA
This is a messenger RNA of Rhododendron vialii, 5529 nucleotides long. Its product is annotated as myosin-6-like. Gene Ontology annotation, molecular function: ATP binding; microfilament motor activity; actin filament binding. Lineage: Eukaryota; Viridiplantae; Streptophyta; Magnoliopsida; Ericales; Ericaceae. Gene Ontology annotation, cellular component: actin cytoskeleton; vesicle; myosin complex. Gene Ontology annotation, biological process: actin filament organization; vesicle transport along actin filament. Bases 478 to 5025 code for a protein of 1515 amino acids. The transcript is spliced from 39 exons. The record is from RefSeq and is a predicted model, not a curated record.